Messenger RNA from Papilio polytes (common Mormon), 447 nucleotides. RefSeq names its product collagen alpha chain CG42342-like. Lineage: Eukaryota; Metazoa; Arthropoda; Insecta; Lepidoptera; Papilionidae. The coding region runs from base 94 to 447 and encodes 117 amino acids. The record is from RefSeq and is a predicted model, not a curated record. The transcript is spliced from 8 exons.
GCAGACGGCAGGCCCGGCGCCACAGGCCUGCCCGGCCCCCCUGGAAAGCCGGGCGAAAUAGGACCGAAAGGAGUAAAGGGCGACUACGGCGAUAUGGGCUCGCCCGGUAUGCUAGGCGCGCCAGGCCUGCCCGGCCCGCCCGGCUAUCCCGGACUGAAAGGCGACAAGGGCGAUAAAGGAGACUCGAAGUACAGGAAGCUGAGAAGAAGACAGGGAGACGGCACCGGCUACGAGCUGUACGGACAUGAAAUGAUGAUGGGGCCACCGGGCGCGCCGGGCGUGCCGGGGGCGCCGGGCGUGGCAGGCCCUCCCGGUAUCAAGGGCGACAAGGGCGAACCGGGCGCACGGGGCAAGGCGGGUGAACGAGGCGAAAAGGGAGACGCGGGGCCAAUGGGACUACCGGGCCCCGUGGGGCUGCCGGGUGAGUUGCUUGCCGCUAGCCGCUAG